Molecule: messenger RNA, 1904 nt
Organism: Mugil cephalus (flathead mullet)
Lineage: Eukaryota; Metazoa; Chordata; Actinopteri; Mugiliformes; Mugilidae
Gene: cdk4
Product: cyclin-dependent kinase 4
Exons: 8
Coding region: 284-1204 (306 amino acids)
Biological process (GO): regulation of G2/M transition of mitotic cell cycle; signal transduction; G1/S transition of mitotic cell cycle
Cellular component (GO): nucleus; cyclin-dependent protein kinase holoenzyme complex; cytoplasm
Molecular function (GO): ATP binding; cyclin-dependent protein serine/threonine kinase activity; cyclin binding
Source: RefSeq, a predicted model, not a curated record
AGAGUUGCUAGAAGCAACAGGAAGACAACCCAAAAAGGGUGCAGGCUGGAAGAGAGAGAGAGAAAACAGAGGAGGCCCAAGUUAUAUCGGUUUGAUUGGCUUCUCCUCAUCAGAUCCAGCUCGGGGCUGUAAACCUCAGCCUCGACCCGACUCCUGCCACCUCUGACCCGCUUGUGUCCGAGUUAAACGUGGCAGAGCAGUGAGCAUGUCUUCCUCCUAGGGCUGGACUGAGCCUACCUGCCUCAGAAGAGACUAAACAGGCGAGUCUGCCUGAACUGUAGCCAUGUCCUACGGCACCAGUCUCCAGUACGAGCCGGUGGCAGAGAUUGGUGGAGGCGCUUAUGGGACUGUUUACAAGGCUCGGGACACGGAGAGCGGACAGUUUGUGGCUCUGAAGAGCGUCCGUGUCCAGACAGACCAAAACGGCCUCCCGAUCUCUACAGUCAGAGAGGUGGCUCUGUUGAGACGGCUAGAGCAGUUUGACCAUCCCAACGUGGUCAGGCUUAUGGAUGUAUGUGCCACCAAAAGGUCAGAGCAGGAGACUAAAGUCACUUUAGUGUUUGAGCAUGUGGACCAAGACCUCAAGACUUUUCUAGAGAGAGCUCCAGCUCCGGGAUUGUCUCCUGAUCGCAUUAAAGAUUUGAUGAGGCAGUUGCUGUGCGGCCUUGCAUUCCUUCACUCUAACCGUGUGAUGCACAGAGACCUGAAGCCAGAGAAUAUUUUGGUAACCAGUAAGGGCCAAGUGAAGCUGGCUGACUUCGGACUAGCCAGGAUCUAUAGCUGCCACAUGGCCCUCACUCCUGUGGUGGUGACACUGUGGUACAGACCUCCAGAAGUUCUGCUGCAGACCAGUUAUGCCACCCCUGUGGACAUCUGGAGCACAGGCUGUAUCUUUGCUGAGAUGUUCAGACGCAAACCUCUCUUCUGUGGAGAAUCAGAAAUGGAUCAGCUUGGGAAAAUGUUUGAAGUUAUUGGCUUGCCGACUGAAGAAGAGUGGCCCACUGAUGUUACACUAUCCAGAAAAAACUUCCCCCCUCUCACGGCUCGACCAAUCACCGACUUCGUUCCAGAGAUAAAUGAGAAGGGGGCCCAACUUUUGCUGAAAAUGCUGACCUUUGACCCCUUGAAACGAAUAUCAGCCCUGAAAGCACUCGAUCACCCAUACUUCCAGGAUGAGGAGACACUGACUCAAACAACAAGCUGAAAUCAGGCAGUAAAACAUGCAGCGAGAGGUAACAGUGUCUUAGUUUAGGGUUCCAAUGCCAUUCCUCGUAGCCUUUCGUUUAUCUUUGGAAUAUUUUUUCCGUUAUUCCUGCAUUACAAAAAAAAAAAAAGAUUAUAGCCCGAGAAAGGGAGGAGAGUGAACAUAUGAAUCACUGACAUGUUUCUCAAUGUGUAAAUGUCUCAAUUAAUGAUGUCAACGUGUCUUAAAGGACAGUAUCAGUGUUCUUACUUUCUGUAUCAGGAAUGUCUGUCAUCUUCUAAAUGUUGCUGUUGUUGCUUUUGUUGAAUGUCUGGCAAAAGUGACAGGUCAGAUGGUUAGAGCAGUAAGUAGCUAGUGAUUUUAUUGUACGUGUUUGAACAUUUCUCAUACAGAAUGAACAAUAACACUGUAGCCUUUGAGAGGCACUGAGCUGUGUGAAACCGAUUUAACUUAACUGUAUUUCAAAUCAUGUGAAAACAGAAACUGUUUGACGUAACAGACGAUAAACGCACAAGAAAGACACGCAUCGCAACAGUACUGGUAUUGCCCUUAAAUUAACUCAAGUAUUUUUUUCUGUUAUUGGAGGACUGACGGUUUGGACUUUCAUUUAACUUUUUCACAUUUUUUUGUUCUGUUGCUGAAACCACCUGAAAUCAACCAUUAACUCAUUUACAAAUCAAUAAAAGAACUGUUUCAAUCA